UGUGCAACAAAUGUCGUUUUGGUUGUCACAGCUGCAUCCCAAGCUAAGAAUCAACUUAUACAAAAACAAAGUAAAAUAUUGAAUAAUGGCUGAGAAGCCGCCAGAAGAGGGUUAUAUAUCCGUCGUGGAUGAAGACCCGGAGAUAUUUGAACUUCUAAAAUGGGAUUCCUCGAAUACGCAAAAGCAGCAAGAGCCACUGGUAGUGGAGAGAGUUAAGGGUCCCGAGAAAAAAAAUAUAAAUCCAAAAGGUCGUGAGGAAUGUGAUCCUUUUGAUUUAAGUGAUCCUGCUUUCGUAGAUUCGUAUAGACUUUCGAAGGAAUUGGCAAGGAAACUGUGCGAAGAAUUGAAGCCCGUGAUGCCAGACUCUACUAAGUCGAUUGAGUUUUCAGUGGAGAGCAAGGUGAUGGCAGCUUUAUCCUUCUAUGCAACUGGAAAGUAUCAAAAGUCUAUAGGAGGCAAAACUGAUCCCAGUAUCACACAGUACUUUGUCAGCACAGCUGUCCAGCAAGUGACCGAGGCUAUGAACCAUCCUACCAUAGUGAAGAAAUACAUACAUUUCCCGCACUUGAGAAAUGAGAGGGAUAUUAUUAAAGCUAGAUUCUAUGUGAAAUAUGGUAUGCCCAAUGUGGUGGGUUGCAUCGACUGCACGCACGUGCCCAUCGCGCGGCCGGACGAUGACCAGAAGAGUCACUUCAACAAGUCCUACCACUCCAAGAAGGUGCAGAUUAUAUGCGACAGUGAUCUGAAUAUACUGAGCGUGGACGCGAGCGCGGGAGGCUCACUGUCCAACGACGCUAUACUCAAUCGUCACGCAGUCCGCAUAGAUUUAGAGAGUCUCAAUCAUUCGGGAGAGCCAUGUUGGCUUAUAGGCGGUCCUUACUACACACAGAAACCUUUCAUCAUGACACCGAUACCGAAAAUUACCAAGAAAUCACCCGUAUCGCCCGGAAAGUACUACACGAAUAUGCACAGUCAAACGCUGGGCGCCGCAACGGACACGAUAAAGCACUUGAAAAGCAGAUGGAAAUGUUUGCAAGCCACAUGCAACAGGCAGUUCGACCCGCCAUCCGUGACAAUGAUAAUAGUAGCAUGCUGUGUUCUUCACAACAUUUGCAAUAGAUACGGUCUUCCAGUUGUACCAAUGACGCAGACAGAAGAACGGUUAGAGGCUAUGAAGCAGAAGGUCGCCAGCGGACCAAUUCCAAGGAAGCAAGUGGACGACCAGAACGGCCUUCAAGCGAGGAACGGACUCGUUGAGAGGUUAUGGAACGAGCGUAGAGUGUUGCCAGAGAGUACGCCACCGAAGAAACGGAUGUCUAAAAAGGACAGGCUAUUGGAGAGUUAUAAUAGCACAGCGCAAGCUCAACCACCAGUCACGCAACAGCAUCAUCAGCCUCAAGAUAUAAGGAGUCAACACGACGAUCCCAGCAAGAGGCCAAGGCUGAUGUCAAUGCCUUGCAAUCCCGCAUACAGCCUGGGGAUGCCAGGAAUGGCCCCCACGUGGGCGCACUACCCACAACAGUAGUGGUUGUUUAGGACUAUAUGUUACAAGUGACAGUGAUUCAAAUAUUAACAAUGGAUACACCACUCUCAUCAGAAAAUGAUGACAAAUUUUUUGAAAUUAUAUUUUAUUUAAUAUUAAAUAUAAUUUUAACAAAAUUUAUAUUUAAUUUUAAACUAAACUCAGUAUUUGUCCAACAGCUGAUACAAUAUUUAAAAAUGUAUAUUUAUUGUUCUUUUAAAAAUGUUUACAAAUCCAUUUUCUCAAUUUACAUUUUUUAACGUCUACUUAUUUUAGUUUUUACCACAGAAUCAUAAUCAUGUAUAAAAAAAAUCAUAAAAUUUACUGUUAAUGAAUCAAUAAGAUAUUGAAUGGAUCAAAAAAAUUAUUUUUAAUUGAAUUUCGCGCGGCGCAGGUUAAUAUUUUUAGUAUUAACGAUAUGUACCUAUAUUGACUCUAUUAUACAUUAUUAAAUGUCA
This is a messenger RNA of Galleria mellonella (greater wax moth), 1980 nucleotides long. Its product is annotated as putative nuclease HARBI1. The coding region runs from base 86 to 1525 and encodes 479 amino acids. The record is from RefSeq and is a predicted model, not a curated record. NCBI's taxonomy places the organism in Eukaryota, Metazoa, Arthropoda, Insecta, Lepidoptera, Pyralidae. The transcript is spliced from 5 exons.